Molecule: messenger RNA, 1094 nt
Organism: Thermothielavioides terrestris NRRL 8126
Lineage: Eukaryota; Fungi; Ascomycota; Sordariomycetes; Sordariales; Chaetomiaceae
Exons: 1
Coding region: 269-895 (208 amino acids)
Biological process (GO): proteolysis
Molecular function (GO): cysteine-type endopeptidase activity
Source: RefSeq, a predicted model, not a curated record
AGCGUCGGGUCGGGUCGGGCAUGGAAGGCCGCAGCAAAUCAGGCCCAGGCAUUUCAGGGCUGGACGAGCUCUUGAUGAAGCCUCGUGCUCGGCUUCCGCCCCUUCAAAGUCCCGCACAAGGCUGCAUUCCAACUGAAUCCCCCGCUUCUGGAGCAGCUGCCUCUGAACUGGCUCCUCCGUCCUCCGUGGCCGUUUGCCAUCGCUUCACGUCCUUGUCCUUCAUGUUACGCUAGUUGGCCGGUCAGGCCAUUCUCCCGGCCGCUGGGCGAUGGCUGCGAACGGUAGCACCACAAGAGUCCUGAAGGACUUGGCUCUGCGACGGCUGGUGCACCCUCCGGGCCUGUCGCACUUCGCCUCCAACGGGCUCCCGCCGCCUUCGCAUGACACGACAUCGGCCGCUUACCACGUUACGCAGGCCAGCUUCCUGCUGCAACUGGACCUCGCCGUACAGGCCUCAUGGGCAGCCCGCCAUCGCAGCAAAUAUGUGGACGUCAAGGUGCUGCUCAUGACGUGGCAGAGCGACGACCUCGGCGUCGAGCGCGAGGCCCAGGCUCUCCUCUCCGUCUUCCGCGACCUGUACAGGUUUGACUGCGAGUACUGGCAGAUCCCCGAUCGCGACUCGGCUCGCGAGGCCACCAAGAAGGUCAUCGCGCACAUGGAGAGGGCCAGCAGCAGCCCGGACAACCUGUUCAUCUUCUAUUACGCCGGCCAUGCCAGCCCGAAUCCUCAUUUCCCGGGAGGUCUGCCUACCUGGGUCGCCAAGUACUGUAGCCAGCUACAUCGUGGCCUUGCAGCCGAACGAGGACUGAUGAGGUCUCGCACUCUCCAGCCGCACGCCGAGUUCCCCCAAAUUCGACUCCAGCUGCAUCCAGCCGCACCUCUGCCACGUCGAUGACGGGUCGCCAGACGUCUUGCUCCUCUACGACUCGUGCUACCCAGCCAAUGGGCAGGGGCCCAUCGAGUCGAGCAAGGCGGUGAUCGAGCUUCUGGCCGCCUGCGGCUUCGAGGCGCGCGCUCCCGAGGUCGGCCGGGACUCGUUCACCUACUCGCUCAUCCAGGAACUCGCCAGCGCCGCCGGCCGCAGCGCGGGCAUC